GCCCGGUCUCCCCGCCGGGCUCGGUGGGAGGGUCGAGGAUGGCCGGGGGGGAAGGAGCGGGCUCCGGGGUACCGGAGUGCCGGGAGCAUCUCUUCAAGGUGCUGGUGAUCGGGGAACUGGGUGUGGGUAAAACUAGUAUCAUCAAGAGAUACGUGCACCAGCUUUUCUCACAGCACUACCGGGCCACCAUCGGGGUGGAUUUUGCACUUAAAGUCAUCAACUGGGACAGCAAGAACCUGGUCCGGCUGCAGCUCUGGGAUAUAGCAGGCCAGGAGCGCUUUGGAAACAUGACCAGAGUAUACUACAAAGAGGCAGUUGGUGCUUUUGUCGUCUUUGAUGUCACAAGAGGCUCCACUUUCGAGGCUGUUUCAAAAUGGAAGCAUGAUUUGGACAGUAAAGUACUACUUCCCAAUGGCAGCCCCAUCCCUGCUGUUCUUCUUGCAAACAAGUGUGACCAGAAGAAAGAUGGCAACCAGAAUCCCUCUCAAAUGGACCAGUUCUGCAGAGAAGGUGGCUUUGUUGGAUGGUUUGAAACAUCUGCCAAGGACAACAUCAACAUAGAUGAAGCUGCUAGAUUCUUGGUGGAAAACAUCCUUGCCAACUACAAAACCUUUCCUAAUGAAGAGAAUGAUGUGGGGAGACCAAAAUUGGACCUAGACCCAUUGAAAGCAGAGAGUAAAUCACAGUGCUGCUAAUGCUACCACUGUUCAGUAAACAUGAUGGGAUGAGCAGCAAGACUGUUCCUUAAAUCAAACUGCUGCUAUGGUGCUGCGUUGUGACAAUCCAUGUGGGGUGUCUGUUAUUGUCUGAAUAGGUGAUUCCUGUGGGUGUUUACAUAUUCUUGUUUAGCGUGAAACUGAGUAUCUUGUGAGUUACCACUCACUUGAUUGAGUGGCUGCAUCUGAGUCUGAUUAGUGUCUUCUUACUUGAGAACAUAAGGUAGUGUUUACACUCCUAAAAAGGAACAAAGACAACAUUCAGUGUCUAGUUGGUUUCUGGGACAUAUGCUACAUUCCAAAUAGAACUCACUUGGUUUAGCCCAAUACACACUUGCACCUUU
Molecule: messenger RNA, 1060 nt
Organism: Antrostomus carolinensis (chuck-will's-widow)
Lineage: Eukaryota; Metazoa; Chordata; Aves; Caprimulgiformes; Caprimulgidae
Gene: RAB32
Product: RAB32, member RAS oncogene family
Exons: 3
Coding region: 39-695 (218 amino acids)
Biological process (GO): endosome to lysosome transport; phagosome-lysosome fusion
Cellular component (GO): phagocytic vesicle; lysosome; trans-Golgi network
Molecular function (GO): GTP binding; GTPase activity
Source: RefSeq, a predicted model, not a curated record